AUGCAUACGGCACGACAGAGGAUCACUAAUCUGAUAAAGAAUAGCCACAAAGUUUCUGAUAAGUACCUUUGGUACCCCGUACCCCGCAAAGAAGAUGCAACGCUGUCUGAGAAUGGCCUUCCACUCGAGCAAAGAAAGACUGCUUGGAACCAGCUCCACAACCACUUAUUCUCCUAUCAAAACACGUUUCUAGGUUUUCAGAUUAACCAAAGUUUUGAUUCCGAAAAAGCGAAACCAUUCUUGAAUAUCGCACUCAACAAUGAUGGCGAUCCAUUCUCACCAUCAUCACAAGACGCCAUGAACACUAAAGUCAUGGAAUGUGCUGUGCUGGAUUAUUUCGCUAAAUUAUGGCGGGUACAGCAAUCUUUCCAUUCAAACGAGGCGGAACGUGCAUACUGGGGUUAUGUAACGGCCAUGGGAAGCAGCGAAGGAAAUAUUCUCGCAUUGUUCAACGCAAGGGAUUAUUUAGCCGGCAUGCCACUCCUUCAUCCCAUGCUGAAUCUUGACGGCUCCAAAGUGCCAGACAGAGAUGUUGAUCCGAAUCAACCAAUCACGGAAAUGCACGGGCAUUCUAUGCUUAAUGAAUAUGUUGCAUCUCACGAUCAUCGCAAUGAAAAGUUAACUCAUACACCUCGGAAGGACAAUCCGAACAAUUUUACACCGGUUGUGUUCCUUGCUGAAGAUUGUUAUCACGGAUUUGAAAAGGCAUUACGAGUGUUACAGAUGAAAACAUUCUGUGAUAUUGGCAGUGGAAAUUUUUCUUGUCCGUUGAAAUACCCAGACGACUACCCUAGUAGUUUCAGUGAUGAAUUUCUCGAUCAAAACGGUUGGCCACAUGCAGUACCUGUAGAAGCCGAUGGCUCAAUCAGCAUCCCUUGUCUCGUGAAACUCGUCACCGCCUUCGUAUCGAGAGGCUUUCCUCCGCUGGUAGUUUUUACAUCCGGUACCACAUUUAAAGGAGCUAACGAUAAUCCACAAGCUGCCAUCAAUCAACUGGUGCCAAUUUUGAAACAACAUGGUAUGUAUGAACGCCGCGUUUAUUCUCCAGAACACCCAACUAAAUCUGAUAUUCGCAAUGGAUUUUGGUUUCAUAUUGACGGCGCCUUAGGCGGAGCCCAACUCCGGUUUCUCGAAAUGGCAAUAGAUGAAGGUUUGGUUGACAAUGUGUUUCCAAAUGGUUUUCCAGUAUUUGAUUUCCGUAUUCCUGAAGUGAAAUCUAUUGCAAUGAGUCUACACAAGUGGUUUGGCUGCCCUGUUCCUUCUGCAGUAUUUAUGAUGAGAAACAACGAUCAAGUAAGACCUCUUGACCAACCUUUGUUAAUCGGUGGUCUGGAUAGCUCUCUGUCUGGAUCCAGAGGCGGACACAGUGUAUUAGUCAUGUGGGAUCUGCUUUCAAAGAAAUCUUACGACGAUUUUAAAGAAAUAGCCGCAGACGGAGUGCAAAUGGUGGCCUUUUCACUGGAAAUGUUACAAGAGCUCCAAGAGGAACUUUCCUUGGACUUGUGGGUGUCACACACACCUGGUUCAUUGUUUAUUUAUUUCAGAAAACCAAGGGAAGAUAUCGUGCGCCGUUAUUCUUUGGGUUCGAAACCGAUGAAAGUGAAAACUGUGGAUGGCACGUUCGAAGAAAGGAUCUAUUGUCAUAUUUGCCUAAUGCCGCAUGUAACCAAGAAUUUAGUUCUGAAGUUUGUCGAAGAAUUGCGAGAACCUGGAGCAUUUGCAAUUGAUAACUAACUUAUAGCAUUAUAAUGAUACAUUUUGGACCUACUUGUAGACGGACCAUAGACAGCUGUAUAGGCCGCAGCGCUUUUAUAGUAUUUGGAAGUA
Molecule: messenger RNA, 1827 nt
Organism: Paramuricea clavata
Lineage: Eukaryota; Metazoa; Cnidaria; Anthozoa; Malacalcyonacea; Plexauridae
Source: the annotation of a GenBank genome assembly